Messenger RNA from Sclerotinia trifoliorum, 2019 nucleotides. The record is from the annotation of a GenBank genome assembly. NCBI's taxonomy places the organism in Eukaryota, Fungi, Ascomycota, Leotiomycetes, Helotiales, Sclerotiniaceae.
GAACAUCGAUAAGAUGUGGAUAUUUCAAAAAUCUAUCUAAAAUUUGUAUGAUAUUGCGCAUCGUUACCAUAUUGUGCAUUUGAUGCAGCAGCAAUGCCAAGGUAACCAAUCGUUUUCCGUUUUACACAUUAUGGCCUCUGAUAUGGUUUUGUUCACAGAGAAAUAAUCACGGUCCAGGCCGGCCAAUGCGGUAACAGCAGUCAGUAACCCCUCAUUUUGCUAUACGAAACGGAAAGUAUUCUAAUAGAGAUGCUCGACAGUUGGUAGUGAAUUCUGGCAGCAGCUCUGUCAGGAACACGGCAUAAGUCAAGAUGGUAAUCUCGAGGAAUUUGCUACGGAGGGAGGGGAUAGAAAGGACGUCUUUUUCUACCAGUCAGACGACACACGAUAUAUCCCUCGUGCAAUCUUGAUCGAUCUAGAGCCUCGCGUACGUGCUUCUUAGGCUUCCAGGCUAUAUUCUUCGAUUUCGGAGUAUUAAUACGUGGUUGUCUAGGUCCUCAAUGGCAUUCAAACAGGUCCAUACAGAAAUAUUUACAAUCCGGAGAACUUUUUUGUUGGGAAAAAUGGUUCGGGUGCUGCAAACAAUUGGGGAGAUGGAUAUCAAACAGGCGAAUCUGUACAUGAAGAAAUCAUGGAAAUGCUUGAUCGAGAGGCUGAUGGUAGUGACUCGCUCGAGGUGCGUACGAAGCCGAUAUACAAACAACGAAGCUAAUAUGAGUAGGGCUUCAUGAUGUUGCACUCUAUAGCAGGUGGUACUGGCUCUGGAUUGGGAUCUUUUCUACUCGAACGACUGAACGACCGCUUUCCCAAGAAGAUUAUUCAAACAUAUUCCGUGUUUCCAGACACUACCAAUUCUGGAGAUGUUGUUGUACAUCCAUAUAAUAGUUUACUCUCCAUGCGAAGAUUAACACAGAACGCCGAUUCAGUCGUGGUGCUCGAUAAUGGUGCACUAUCAAGAAUAGCUGCAGAUAGGUUACAUGUUCAAGAGCCAUCAUUUCAACAAACUAAUCAGUUGGUCAGUAUUUCCCUUUUUCCGAGCGAGGUGUGCUUUACUAAAAUAUACAGGUCUCUACGGUUAUGUCAGCUAGUACCACUACACUUAGAUACCCAGGAUACAUGCACAAUGAUCUUGUUAGCAUAGUCGCCUCCCUCAUCCCAACUCCUCGUUGCCAUUUCUUGAUGACAGCCUAUACACCAUUUACGGGGAACAAUGUUGAGCAGGCAAAGACUGUGCGAAAAACUACAGUUCUAGAUGUCAUGCGAAGACUUCUACAGCCCAAAAACCGCAUGGUUUCGACGAUACCUGGUAAAAAGAGUUGUUACAUAUCAAUUUUGAAUGUCAUUCAGGGAGAUGUCGACCCAACGGAUGUUCAUAAAAGUCUCCUUCGAAUUCGUGAGCGACGACUUGCGACAUUUAUUCCUUGGGGCCCAGCUAGUAUUCAAGUCGCAUUAACAAAGAAGAGUCCAUAUAUACCCAUGAAUCACAGAGUCAGUGGACUUAUGCUGGCGAACCACACAAGUAUAGCUACAGUAAGUUCCGAGAAGCUGUUGAUGUGCCCCAAAUCACUAAUAGGUCAUAGCUAUUUAAACGUAUCGUAAGACAAUACGAUGGGAUGCGCAAGCGCAAUGCCUUCAUGGAAGGUUAUAAGAAGACUGCACCAUUUGCUGACAAUCUUAACGAAUUUGAUGAGGCAAGAGAAGUAGUAACAGAUCUUAUUUCAGAAUAUGAAGCUGCAGAAGACGCAGAUUAUCUCAGUCCUGACACUGGAAAUACUGCUCCCACCGGAGAGACAAGUGACAGAAGACUUCCUUAAUUGUCUGUAGAUUUACAGCGGAUGGAGAGCAUUAGUAGGAGUCGAGGGUCACGAUUUAGGGCGGCAAGGAGAGAUGCGUCUAGGGAGUCAUUCGAAUGUCCCAGUGGCGCAUAGACAUUGAUGAUUGAGGACAUUGCAAUUGGCGUUUUACAAGGAUGAUUAAUGAUACCAAUUAUGAAGAAGUUUCCAUUUUUUCUCUCGUUUU